AUUGGCUCCCGAGGCCGCGCCCGUCCGGAAGCUCCAAACUGCGAAUUUUGUCUAGAUUUCUGCUUCGAACAGCGAUUCUGCCUAAUCUGAGCAAAUCGCAUUCCGCAUUUUAGACACCGGAACUUCGAUAAGCUGCUGCAUUGAGUUGGAUCCUGAUCUGCUUCGGCUUCGGCUUUCUUCGCGGUGCGGAUUUGAUUGCGGUUUCAUUUGAAAGAAGAGGGUUUUAGAGUAGAAAGAGGAAAGAAAGAAGAAAGAACGAAGAACAGUUGGAUCCAGAGGACACCUCUGCUUGGCUUGAUCCUCCUCGAGCAUCAUCCUCAUCGUCAGCUUCUCGACUUGCUUUCAUCUUCGUCCCGUUUGAUCCUCCAUUCUCUCGACAACGUACUUCUUCCUCAGCACAUCCUGGCGUGUCUUUACCAAGAUCAACUUAUUAACUUUGGUGCAAAAUGUCGACAAUCGCCCUCAAAAUCGGCACCCUCCUCAUCCGCACCAUCGCCAAACCAAUCGCCAACGGCGUGAAAUCAAGAGCAAAAGUCUCCGGUCCGUUCCGAAAGACAUGCAUAGCAGUAGCGCAGGUGCUGCACUCCACAGACGUGCGUCUGCGGCAAAGUCUGAUGGGCAAAGCCGGGACGCAAAAAGUCAGACCGCUUAAUGACGCGAAGGCGAUCGAGAUGGGUGCGAAUUUCCUAUCCGAGACGCUCCUUUUCGCGGUCGCGGCUGGCGUCGUGAUUUUCGAAUCAGUCAGAUCGAGCAGGAAAGCGACGACGCGACACGAGACCACGGCCGAGGACAUUGCGCUUUUGAAAGAGGAGGUCGCGCAGCUGCGGGCGAUUAUUUCAAAACUAUCACCAGACGACUCCAGUGCGAUGAAGAUCUCUGAAUACUCCUCCUCCUCCUCCACCUCCACAUCCGACAACGACCCUUCUACGACAUCAGCGACAUCUCCGUAUUCCUCACCUUACGAAUCCUCCACUCCCGCGCAAUCAACACCGUCGGUGCACAAAUUCCCAGGAAUACGUUACGACACGCAAAACAACUACAUAAUAAUCCCCGCCCACGGCCCUUCUACACCAUCAUCCUCGACAGGUGAAGAGCAGCGUCCGCACAAAAACUACAUCAUGACCAGCAACAGUCUUGUCGCUCGGAUGGAGGACCUCAGUCCAGACCCGUCAGCUUCUGGGAUUGUCAGAAAGGCUUCUGUCGGGGGGAGUUCGUUAACCAAGCGAUCGCACAACUCGUGUCGAUUGUGAGAUAACCUCAGGAGAAGUACAAAGUAAUUACUUAUAGAGCAUGUUGAGCUAGACUUUAUUCGCCUCAUCUAGAUAGAAUCUGUACAUAUCUCUCAAACAAUCAUAUUCUCAUGAAGAUCU
This is a messenger RNA of Myxozyma melibiosi, 1370 nucleotides long. RefSeq names its product optic atrophy 3 protein-domain-containing protein. Gene Ontology annotation, cellular component: mitochondrion. The coding region runs from base 447 to 1250 and encodes 267 amino acids. The transcript has 3 exons. Gene Ontology annotation, biological process: regulation of lipid metabolic process. The record is from RefSeq and is a predicted model, not a curated record. Lineage: Eukaryota; Fungi; Ascomycota; Lipomycetes; Lipomycetales; Lipomycetaceae.